GGACUGGUUCAACACACAGACUGCAGACAGACACACACACCACACCCUACUGCGCCUGCAGCUUGUUAAACCCCUUUUGUUAGGCCCACGCCUGUGAGGAGUCAGCUCAGUCACUCGGUCAUGAAGAGGGAGCUGGAGCUAGCAGCGUUGGGCCUGGGCACUGCAGGUUGGCUGUGUGCCAUCCUCACCCGCUGCCUUCCUCUGUGGAAAGUCAGCGGCACUUUAGACAACUCCACGGCCACGCUGCCGGCAUACUGGGACGGGGUGUGGCUGGAAUGGGACCACUGGGACCUAAACCACGACGGUAGCCUUCACUGCUCCUUCUACCAGUCUUUGUUAUCGCUCUCUGGAAACUUCCGUACAUGGAGAGCCCUGAUCCUAGCUUCUAUAUGUGCCGGAGCUUUUGCUGUGGUCAUCGGUGUAACUGGAGCCGUGUGGUUCCCGAGGAGGAAUCAGGUGAAACUCGUCUCUGGAGUGGUGUUUGUGUUUUCUGGAAUACUGCUGCUUAUCCCUGUGGCCUGGACUUGCCACCAUGCAAACGAGCCACUGGAGGGCGUUGUGACGCUGAGGAGAGACUGGGGAGCUGCUAUGUACAUAGGAUGGGUCUCAUUCUCUCUGAUGGUGGUAGGGGGAGGGAUUCUCUGUACUAUAUGUACCACGUUACAGCAUCAGGAGUCUGAAGGAGAGGGUUCUCCUCGAGGUUAUGCCGGGGCAGAGUCAGAGGCAGCCAGCCCCCUGGAUACAAUCCACAGGACUGCAUUAAGACACAGCCAGUAUGCUCGUGCACAAACAGGACCUUCCUGAAGAGAUUCAAUCAUUCAGGGCCACGAGUGAAGAAGUUUCUCGUUAUGAUACAUUAUUCUGCGUAUGUGCAUUAGGUAUGGAUGGAUUUCUAGGUCCUAAAAUCUACAUUUGAAGUAAUACGUCUAUGGCUUGGUAAAACAUUGAACCACUUAAAAUGAUUAGAAGCACUAACUACAGGUAUUUGCGGUUUAACUGAAAUAAUGUGGGGUUAAAGUUUAUACUGUCGUCAACUUGCUUUGUUUCUGUAUUACCAGGAACAUUGGCAUUAUUUUUGUAUUAUGGUAAGGGUUUAACAUGUAACUCCAAUUUCUGCUCUUGGUAACGUCAGUAGCACAUCUUUGAAAUUGUCGCUUAACAGUGCAAAAACAGUAUUGGUAACUGGGAUUGCGAAGUCAACAAAAUUGGUCGUAUUGCCAAUUAUGCUAAAAGGUCAAUGGAGUUGGCUUAUGGUACAAAAAUGAACAUGAAUGCAAUCAGCAUGCGCAUUCAAAAUGUGCAACAUGGCAGUGUAUUGUGACAAAAUGUCAUAUUCUAGAGUGGGCAUUUAUUGUCCCCAGCACCUGUGGAAUGAACAUGCGGUUUAAUCGGCUUCUUGACAGUCACCAGGUGCAUGGAUAGUCUUGGCAUAGGAUACAUGCUCACUAACGGGGACAUUUUGCACAAAUGAUAAAAACUCUCUAAAUGUUGCAUGUGUUGUUUUGUUUAGUUUAAUAUCAACAGUAUUAGCACAGGGCCGUUAAUUAACAUUUUGGAAAGAUUAUGCCAUAAAAAUACACAAUAAUGAAUACAAAGUAUGAAAUGUAUGUUUUCCUUUGCAAAUAUAGGUACUGAUUCAGUUUUUAGGAAGGAAGAAGUCAUAAAUACAAAUACACAAAAUAAUGGACGCAAAGUACAAAAUUAAUGAU
Messenger RNA from Esox lucius (northern pike), 1709 nucleotides. RefSeq names its product claudin-4-like. Gene Ontology annotation, cellular component: plasma membrane; bicellular tight junction. The coding region runs from base 121 to 804 and encodes 227 amino acids. The transcript has a single exon. Gene Ontology annotation, biological process: cell adhesion; bicellular tight junction assembly. Lineage: Eukaryota; Metazoa; Chordata; Actinopteri; Esociformes; Esocidae. The record is from RefSeq and is a predicted model, not a curated record. Gene Ontology annotation, molecular function: structural molecule activity.